Aspergillus novofumigatus IBT 16806 is the source of this 330-nucleotide messenger RNA. Its product is annotated as coiled-coil-helix-coiled-coil-helix domain-containing protein. Gene Ontology annotation, biological process: mitochondrial respiratory chain complex IV assembly. The coding region runs from base 47 to 277 and encodes 76 amino acids. The transcript is spliced from 4 exons. Gene Ontology annotation, cellular component: mitochondrial intermembrane space. The record is from RefSeq and is a predicted model, not a curated record. NCBI's taxonomy places the organism in Eukaryota, Fungi, Ascomycota, Eurotiomycetes, Eurotiales, Aspergillaceae.
CACAACUCACAGACUUAUACAGCUCACGUUAGAGCAAUUGAACAAAAUGUCGAAGAAGGAGGAUAAGCCCGCGGUGGUCCCGGAAGUGGACGACGAUGAACCUGAUGAAUGGGACAAGCGGAUCUUCAGCACCGGUUGCGCAGUCGAGCAGGAUAAAAUGAACGACUGCUAUUUUACGAAGAAGGACUGGAGACUAUGCAAGGACGAGAUGGAAGCAUUUCGCGAGUGCUGGAAGCGCAAGGGCAAUGACCAGCGGACUCAAACAAAGGACGCUUAGGCUCAGAACGAGUCAACCUGAUAUUUAGCCUGUACUAUAGAUGCCAUCAUGCC